UAGUGUGCUGCAUUCGUCUAUUGGCAGCGUGACCGUAAGCGAGCUUACUGUGUGGAUUCAGUAAGGGGAACAUGUCUCGUAUUCUCUUAAGAUCUUCUUUUCUUAUUUUGAAAGAAGCCGCUGCUAAACCUGUACUGCCAUUACGGUGUUCGAGAGUGAAUCGUCCAAUUUGUACAAGUUCAGCACUGAGAUCAUUGACACGUUAUGAUGAGACGGGUAUAUCCACUGACUGGAAGAAGAAGCUAACUCCAGAGCAAUAUGUGGUUACCAGAGAGAAAGGUACAGAGGAGCCCUUUAGUGGGAUCUACCUGAACCAUAAUGAGGUUGGAAUGUACCACUGCAUCUGCUGUGACACACCACUCUUCAGCUCGGAAGCCAAGUACGACUCUGGUACUGGAUGGCCGUCCUUUAAGGAGGCACAUGGAGCAUGGGAGGGAGACGAGAGCCACUCCAACAUUCUGCGUCGCCCUGACAACUCACUGGGCAGUACUGGGACAGAAGCCAUUUGCAAACAUUGUGAUGCCCACCUUGGACAUGUUUUUGAAGAUGGCCCAGACCCCACAGGCCAGCGGUUCUGCAUUAACAGUAGAGCCCUCAACUUCAAACCCAGAGUCAAGUAGGACCCAGGGUUCUCUCCCAUCCCGGUAGAAGAAGAACCAGUCCUCCGCAAAGCGACUUCCUUGUAGUUCACUGCUGGGAUUGUGUAAAUAAGAUUGCUGUGCAUUUUCACCCGUGAGCUUAGUCUUACUCUCAGACAAGAUGUCGUGAGCAGGUUGUUCUGUGCGUUUGCUUCCUUUUGUGUGUGAAAUUCAGUCUUUAACUGGACCAAGAAAUGAUCAUAGAAAUGUUUUUGUGCAUUACAUUAUAUUCAUUAAGUAUACAUUAAGUUUAUAAUUUGGUUUCUGAAUGAAUGGCAUGUUCUUCUGAAAUGUAUCUACAGUAUAACCAAUAUCCCUGCUGCUUGUGAUUUGUUAGGGAUGUUGUGUGUGGAUACGCAGUUUGAACUGAUUGAACUGUGACUAACUCUAUGACUAUGUGCAUAGUACAACUUGACAAUUUUUUUAAGAUUGUACUUAAUAGUGGUGAUUUUAUUCUAUUAGAAUGUCUGUUCCAAAGUUUGAGAAGCUGAAAACAUUGUUAACUUUGAAAAAGUGGUUACAUUAGCAUUUAUAUUAUAUGCUAAAUAGUUGGUCUAAUUCUGCAUUGGGGCAAAUGAAAACCGUUACCCUUGACUCCAUUCCAAAAUGGUCUAUUCUCAUGUUUCUCAGGUCAUGUGAAAUGGUAAUUCAGGAACGCCUGGUUUACAUGCUGGUAUGUGCACUAUAAGGGAAGACUAAUUCGACAAGUUAAAUCACUGCAGCAUUUUAAUGGAAAUAUUGCAAUGUAUUUCAGAAUCUCCCCAGGGUUAAUUGUAGAGAAGUAAAAGAUGAAUUUAAGUUACAGUAUAGUUACAUUAGACCCUUGGAGAAUGUUUUAUAUAGCAAAAGAAAAAUCCAUAUCCAUAAUCAAAAUCCAUAAUCAAAUGGAUCGCAUAUGCUGAUGCUUACUCGCACAUUACAUUUUAUCAGUUUCUGAAAAUAAGGUGAUACAUUAUCAUUAAAAUUUAUUUUUUCUUAAAUAAGGCUGUACAUAAACAUUUUGCAUUUUGUCUCGCAGCGUAUCUUGAUAUCUAGUCAUGAAUAAAAUAUUUUGACAACAAACAAA
Conger conger (European conger) is the source of this 1704-nucleotide messenger RNA. It is a transcript of the gene msrb2, whose product is annotated as methionine sulfoxide reductase B2. Lineage: Eukaryota; Metazoa; Chordata; Actinopteri; Anguilliformes; Congridae. Gene Ontology annotation, biological process: response to oxidative stress; protein repair. Gene Ontology annotation, cellular component: cytoplasm. The record is from RefSeq and is a predicted model, not a curated record. Gene Ontology annotation, molecular function: peptide-methionine (R)-S-oxide reductase activity. The coding region runs from base 72 to 620 and encodes 182 amino acids. The transcript is spliced from 5 exons.